Delphinapterus leucas (beluga whale) is the source of this 5294-nucleotide messenger RNA. It is a transcript of the gene PARS2, whose product is annotated as prolyl-tRNA synthetase 2, mitochondrial. Gene Ontology annotation, cellular component: mitochondrion; cytoplasm. The record is from RefSeq and is a predicted model, not a curated record. Gene Ontology annotation, molecular function: proline-tRNA ligase activity; ATP binding. Gene Ontology annotation, biological process: prolyl-tRNA aminoacylation. NCBI's taxonomy places the organism in Eukaryota, Metazoa, Chordata, Mammalia, Artiodactyla, Monodontidae.
GGGCUGAGGGACGGGCUGAGGGAGGGGCUGCGGAAUGAAGAGAGGGCUCGGUUCUGGACGCGGAGACCCAAGACCGUGGUGUCCGUUUUCCCACGUGCAUCUCGUCAUUGGAUUGGGGCGGGUCCCCAUCACAAACUCUUGAAUAAUACUCGUCUCCUAGUCUGUUUCCUCCGUUGUGAAAUCGCAGGACUUCCUUGUCUGCCUCGGGUCGUGACUGGGAACUUGUUAGAAAUACAGAUUCUCUGCCCACACCCCAGACUUAUUGAAUCAGAAACUCAGGGGAUGAGGCCCCACCAUCAGUGUUUUAACAAGCCCUCCAGGUGAUUCUGAUGCUUGCUUAAAUUUCAGAACCACUGGGCUACCGUAAUGUAGCAAGCUGUACUGAGGGCCUUCUCAACCCAAGCUGAGAAAGUAAGAGAAAGAAAGGAGGGGGUGGACUUGAGAGAAAUCUUGGAGACAGACUCAGUUGCUUGAGGAGGAGUCAGGGGUGAAAGAGUUUCUGGCUUGGGCCACGGGCCUGAGGUGGGACCUUAAGUGAUGGCUCCAGGUGACAACCACGUGUGCCCUGCCUCCAGGCCUGCACUUUUCCGCGCAGUCACACUAGGGCUCUGUGGCCGUGCCUUCCAGCCGUUUUCAGGUCAUAGGCCACAUAGGAAAUGAUAAUAUUUGUACAGUGCCCAGGGGAAAUGGACGAAGCUGCUUGAGGUUGGAGGAUUGAGGCUGCUGGAAGCUGGAGGGAACCACCUGGGGGGAUUUGAGCUUCCCAGAGCUGAGGGAAAUUAGUAACCUGUUCUCAGCAUACUGCAGAAGAGCUUUGUCCCAUGGGAUUUGCUGAAGAUUAGGGGUGCUCACUAAAUUUGGCAACAUAAAUCAAGAACCUUGAAAGAGUUUAUACCCUUUGACUCAGUAAUUCCGUUCCUGAAGAUCUCUCCCAAGUAUAUAACAAAAGAAAAGAAAGCCUUCUGUUGUAGAUUACAUACAACAGAGAAAAUUAACAACUCUGGAGAAUCAUUUUUGAUCUAGUCGGUCAAUGAAAUGUUGUACUGCCCUUAGGAAUGUGUGAAUAUUUUGUAAAAUCAUAAAGAAACCUAUGUGCUCAUUCAUUAGACAAUUGUCUAGUAAGCCCCUGCUCUGUGCUGAGUGGUGAGCGAGUCAGCUCCACAGAGCUGACUGCCUGGGGGAAGACCCAGCCGAAGGAGCAGUAACUCCAAAGAGUGAUUGGUGUUUGAUAGGGGAUCAGGGGCUGCUGCAGGAGAAGCUGGUCUUUGGGGUAUGGGGAGUGGGUCAGGAAAGGCAUCCUAGAAGACAAGGUGGCACUCCUAAGGCCUGGAGGAUGAGUAGAUGUUGGUUCGCAAAGGGGAGAGGAACAUUCUACGCAAAGGGAACUGUGUUUUAAUAAUGAGUGUGCUGAAGCUGGAGCACAGAGAGGGCACUGGUGAGAGGAGGCCCGAGGGGACCAGCGGCUAGCUCACAUGGGGCCAUGUGCACUGUGAAGGUGAGAAGGUUAGACCUGAUUCUAAGGGUAACAGGAAGCUGUUGGAGGAUUUUAAGCAAGAAAAGCUGUUGCUGUAUGUGUCUUGGAAGUAUCCCCUGUGGCUACGGUGUGGAGAAUGGAUUGGAGGAAGGUGGGCCUGGAAGCUGGGAGCCCAAGUGAAGAGGCUGUUGCAAUAGCCCAGGCGCAGGUGCCUCCUUACGCUGGGCUGUGAUGGAAGGGCUGCUGACAAGAUGCAGAGCGCUGCCUGCCUUGGCCACCUGCAGUCACCAGCUCUCGGGGUACGUUCCUCACAGGUUUCACCACCGUGCCCCAGGGAGAGGGAAGCGCUUGGUGCUGUCCCGCAUGUUCCAGCCCCAGAACCUUCGGGAAGACCAGGUGCUCUCUCUAGAGGGCAGAUCUGGCGAGCUGACCUGUAAGAGCCAGCGGCUGAUGCUGCAGGUGGGCCUGAUUCACCCAGCAAGCUCCGGCUGUUACCACCUCCUGCCUUAUACUGUCCGUGCCAUGGAGAAGCUCGUGCGGGUGAUAGACCAGGAGAUGCAGGCCAUCGGGGGACAGAAGGUCAACAUGCCCAGCCUCAGCCCAGCAGAGCUCUGGCGAGCCACCAGCCGGUGGGACUCGAUGGGCAAGGAGCUGCUAAAACUUAGAGACAGACACGGCAAGGAGUACUGCUUAGGACCAACUCACGAGGAAGCCAUUACAGCCCUGAUUGCCUCCCAGCAGACACUGUCCUACAAGCAGCUCCCGCUCCUGCUGUACCAGGUGACGAGGAAGUUUCGGGAUGAGCCCAGGCCCCGCUUUGGUCUUCUCCGAGGCCGAGAGUUCUACAUGAAGGACAUGUACACCUUCGACUCCUCCCCUGAGGCUGCCCAGCAGACCUACAGCCUGGUGUGUGAUGCCUACAGCAGCCUGUUUGACAGGCUGGGGCUGCAGUGCGUCAAGGUCCAGGCAGACGUGGGCAGCAUCGGGGGCACGAUGUCUCACGAGUUCCAGCUGCCGGUGGACGUCGGAGAGGACCGGCUUGCAGUCUGUUCCAGCUGUGGCUUUUCGGCCAACAUGGAGACUCUGGACUUGUCACCAACAAACUGCCCUGCUUGCCAGGGGCCACUGACCAAAACCAAAGGCAUCGAGGUUGGGCACACGUUUUACCUGGGCACCAAGUACUCCUCCAUUUUCAGUGCCCAGUUCACCAAUGUCCAUGGCAAGCCAUCCCUGGCUGAAAUGGGGUGCUAUGGCUUGGGUGUGACACGGAUCUUGGCCGCUGUCAUUGAAGCUCUCGCUACAGAAGACUGCAUCCGCUGGCCCGGCCUCCUGGCCCCUUACCAAGUCUGCCUCAUUUCCCCCAAGAAGGGCAGUAAGGAGGAGGCGGCCUCAGAGCUCACGGGGCACCUGUAUGACCACAUCACAGAGGCAGUGCCGCAGCUCCGAGGGGAGGUCCUGCUGGAUGACAGGACCCAUCUGACCAUUGGAAACAGACUGAAAGACGCCAACAAGUUCGGCUACCCCUUUGUGAUCAUCGUGGGCAAGAGGGCCCUGGACGACCCUGCACAUUUUGAGGUUUGGUGCCAGAACACCGGAGAGGUGGUCUUCCUCACCAGAGAGGGAGUCCUGGAAUUACUGAGCCAAGUGCAGGUUGUCUAAACGCCCCCUGGACCCCUCCCACUGCAUCUCACAGUCUCAGUGUUCAUUCUAAUGCUGCCUUUCUUAUACUGCUUUCCAGAGCUGGUCUCCCCAGAAAGAGGGCAGCUCAUGGAAGGUGAGACCAUGUUAGGAAAACCAGUUGUUAUCCAGUCAUCUGUUUGGACUAUUUGUAUUUAAAGUCAUUAUCUUGAUCCCUUUGGCUGGCCCUGCUGCCACAUAUCAUUCCUUUUAUAUUCGGAGGUAGUGGCUAGGAGGAGCCAAGUUGUCAUCUUGGCCCUCAGGAGAGUCACUUCCCUUCUCUCAGUGGAGUUUCCCAUGUGUAGGAUGGGGCCUCCCCAGUGGCCGAGGCCCUUCCAGCUCCAGCAGUCCAACCACGGGCCUCUUGCUGCAUUCGGUCCAGAGAGGCAGCCCGCCUGUCUUCCUCCAUUGAGAAGUUGGCCUGAUGGUCUGGGGAGAAGAAUCAGGACACCUGACUGCCACUGACUCACUGGAGACUUGGACACGACCCCUCCCCUGCUGGUGCCUCAGUUUCCCCAUCUGUGAUGUGAGAAAAUGGAACUAGAUCUGUAAGGUCCUUACAGCUGUGACUGGCUGGUUCCCCGAGAGGUUCAUGACAGGCAGAUCAGAUCUGAUCUGUUCCUCUGAUCCUCCAUCGUCUAAGCUACCCAGAAGGUAAAUACAAUUAGCUAAUUGCCCCCAAACCACCUCCAGAGACCUGGCCCUUCCUCUUGAGGUGGCUUAGCACUGAGAUCAUGUUACAUUGAUUGAAUAAAGUCAAACUAUUGGGACGAGCCUUGCAUGUUAAUUGGAAACAGUGCUAACACCUGCCACGUUAACGGUGCAGCAGCUUCCUGCCUGGAAACUUUCCUUUUUCUACUCUUUCUCCACUCAAAAAAGAAAAUUGGGUGGCUGGGAAAAUGUGUGUUAAACCAUUUCUUCCCACAAGUGUGAGGGGCAGCAGGCUUCAAGUGCCGUGGCGACUUCGUCCUGCGUGCAGAGUUGCAUCCUAGUGCCACGCACGACAGCGGUGAAUAUUAAGGUCUCUGCCUGAGCCCUGGGGAGAACUGGCAGCUGGCUUGAGCUUUCAUUGCUCCUGCUUCCAGGAGCAGAAUCAGGUUCUCCAUCCUCGGCCCCCAGGGUCAUGGCUUGUCCAAACCUAACAAGAAUCUCUCGGGGCCAAGCUCAAAGCCACCACCUCCUGAAACAUGCUCGGCAGCUCCUGGCAGUGGUUCUGUCUUUGGCUCCCCCUAUGCUCGCCUGCUCAGCACCGACGCCCUUCUUUUUCACUUGGCGGGCACAGCUCACUGUAUGGCGGCCAGCCUCUUGUUGAUGGUCAGCUCCCUGAGGCUGGAGUCCUAGGCUGAUUCCUAGUGCACUGAAGUUCUUGUCUCGGCCUGUUCUUCUUGCCAAACAGCUUCCCUGCAGCUUGUGACCACUGUUCCUGCCAGAGUAACCUCACCCCCAGCACACACCAUCAGGUUUCCUAAUGACUCCCAGGCCUACCCCUGGGCUCUGGGCCAGCAUUCAGGCCAGGAGACAGGGAUUCUGAGAGCAAACCCAGAAAGGCUGGAUUGUAAGGCAGGAAUCUUACCCUUGGCUGCACAGUGGAAUCCCCUGUGUCCCACCCCGAGGUUCUGUUCUGGGGUGUGGCCUGGGCAUUGGCAGUUUUAAAACUCCCCAGAUGAUUCUAAUUCGUAAAGUCGGUGGAGUGCCUUCUGAGGCUACAUUGCAAGGUGGAGUAUUUGAGUCAUUUCGGUUGUGCGUUGUCAGAUUGAUGUGAGCUCUCUGCUUUCAUUGGUCUGGUCAUUUGUUGAGGGCCUGCAUGUGCCACUGUGCUGUGAGGCCCUUUUAUAUGCCGUGUUCAGAACUUAAAACUGUGCGAGGUAGGUCCUGUGAAAUCCUCAUUUUACAGAUGAGGAAACCUGAAACUCCAUUUAAGCAACUUAAUCAAGGAUGCACAGCUAUUACGUAUCAGAGCUAGAAUCUGAGUACCGACCAACACCUGUGUCUGUCCCACUAUACCGCAUGGCCUCUGCCUGGGCAAAAUGAUUCCAAUAAGUAAAAGAUUAUUUAUGUCUGUCUGAUCAAGUUAGCCUGAAGUAGAGAAAUUAGAAUUCGUGCAAAUGGGUGCUUUAUUGUUCUGAAUCUUUUUUUUUUUUUU